CAAGGAACAAGUUGGUCAGACGAUUGCUGACGAUUCGUGUUAACGCUUGGAGUUAACGUUUAGUGUUAUUUUUAGUUAAAAAUUGCAUCUGAGAAGUCGGUUCGAGAGUUGCUUCGCGAAAAUGUGGAUAAUUUUAGUGCGGUGCAUUGUGAAGAUUGGAAACUGAAAUCCCGAGAGAUAACUUCGAAAUCAUAAUAGAGGUCCACAACAUAACGCCCACACUCCCACACGCACAUCAUAUGCCCAAAUACACGAGAAGAAAAGAUUCGAUUUAGUAACGAACGCUACGUGAUUGCGAGCUGUAAAAUCGUAAAGCACAAGGAACGGAGGAGGGGAUACGAAAGGACGAAAGAUUACAAUGGCUUUGCCGAAGAAAAUUAAAUGUUUUAAAUAUUUAGUUUACAGUUAUGUCUUUCUUCUAGCGCUGACUGGGGCUGCGCAAAUAUUCUUGGGCACAUCCCUGCUAUGGGGUCACUCGGUGUACUAUGGAAUUGUGCAGAACAAGCUGUGGGCUCCGGCUGCAAUUCUUCUUUGCCUGGGCCCCGUGACCUUCAUCCUUUGCUGGAUGGGCUGCCAGGCCACCAACCAGAGGAAGCGCUGCCUACUGGGAAUGUUUGCUGCCCUCUUGGUGGCCUGCAUAUGUGUUCAAUUCAUCAUCUGCGGCUGGUCGUUGGCCAUGCGGGAGAACCUUCCAACAUCCGUAGAAAUCUUCAUCGACGACUCCUUUGUAGAGUUUUUGGACAAGUUUUCGCGCACCAAGGUGGAUAACCUACAUUUGUGGAACCGGAUGCAAUCGCAGCUUCAAUGCUGCGGAGUGGAUGGACCACUGGAUUACCGCCGACUAUCGCUGCCCUGGUCAUGCUGCUCGCGUCCGGAACAUGCCUACGAGUCUGCAUGUGACACCCACUAUAAGCGCGGCUGCUUGGCCGUCGUCUCGGAGCAGAUCAAGAACCGCCUAUUGAUCACCGCCUUCGGAGCUGCCAUUAUAGCCAUAUUCCAGAGCCUGGGAAUUUUCUGUGCUGUCCACCUGACCAUUUUGUUCGGCAAGAACGACAAUACCCAUCCAAUGAACAUGAAUCGAAAAAAGAAGCAGCAACAAUUUUUGCCACUAACCAUACAGGAUAAGCGACAUGACCUACCGUCGCCCAUCAAUCUAUCCCCUUCCGCACCAGGGCAGCGGGUUUUAAAAACUGCUCUGCCCCCAGCCAUGCACAAAUGACAGACGAUUAGCUUUUAAGAUUCAAAAAUUUAUGGAAACUCCAAAGAAAAAUUAUAAAAAAAAAACACAAAAAAAAAAUGUUGUAAACUGAGAUGAUGGAAUGAAUAUAACUGUGACCCUCAAUGUUACGUUAUGGUAAUUUUAAACAAUUUAACGUUCGAGAAAAGAAACAACAUUUGAAUUUGGAUUAACUCUCCAGUAGUUUAAUUAAAGCUUAAAAACAAUUGGA
Messenger RNA from Drosophila bipectinata, 1448 nucleotides. It is a transcript of the gene TM4SF, whose product is annotated as Transmembrane 4 superfamily. NCBI's taxonomy places the organism in Eukaryota, Metazoa, Arthropoda, Insecta, Diptera, Drosophilidae. Gene Ontology annotation, cellular component: plasma membrane. The record is from RefSeq and is a predicted model, not a curated record.